AUGGAACCUAUAGGACCCAUUUCAGAAAGGGAAUGGAUAUCUCUCACUGGAGCUUACACAGCUGAGGAGUCUGAUUUCAUGGCUAAUUUGCUCAACAACUAUUGUCUUCCAAACGAGCUCAAUCCCGGUUCGAGCUCGGCCGUCCCGUCUGCUUGUUUGGCCAUGGCACCCAUGGAUGAACCUUCUUACUAUAGUAAUCCUUAUUACACCUUGAAUGAGAAUGAUUCUCACCCUCUUUGGUUGCCUAAUAAUGGUGCCUCUUUGUCCUUGGAUUUCUCGAUGGAGGAUGUUCGGAAUGGCGACCGAUUGGACGAUUGCGGUUCGAGUCGAAAAACAAGGCAAUGCAGGCUGCAACAAUUCCCUGCUGGAAGCUCACAGCCCGAAAAGAGAGCUGAGAUCACGGUGGAAGUAGCUACGAAGGACGAUAAAGUUGCACCGACACCAGUUGACACCAACUCGAGGAAACGAUCCCCGAGUUCGUAUAAUGUGGAAAAGACGAAGACGAGUACGAGGAACACGAGGGCACGGAAGAGCUCGAAGAUUGGUUCGGCUAGCUGCAAUGAAGAGGAGGAUCACAUUGUUAGUCCAAAUGGGCUGUGCACAAGCAGCUUCAGCUCAGAAGAUGACUGUAAUGGUGGGAUCACUUCCAGCUCAACCCUGAGCUCAAGUGGAAAGCCAAGAGCCAGUAGAGGCUCAGCCACAGACCCUCAAAGCCUCUAUGCAAGGAAAAGGAGAGAAAGAAUCAAUGAAAGGUUGAGAAUGUUACAAAGCCUCGUCCCCAACGGCACGAAGGUUGAUAUCAGUACAAUGCUUGAAGAAGCAGUUGAGUAUGUGAAGUUCUUGCAGCUUCAAAUCAAGCUGUUGAGCUCUGAUGAUCUAUGGAUGUAUGCACCAAUUGCUUACAAUGGAAUGGACAUUGGACUUAACUUGAAGCUCAUGAAACAAGACAAUAAUGCAUCACAAUAG
Messenger RNA from Cucurbita pepo subsp. pepo (vegetable marrow), 966 nucleotides. RefSeq lists its product as uncharacterized. Gene Ontology annotation, cellular component: nucleus. Gene Ontology annotation, molecular function: RNA polymerase II cis-regulatory region sequence-specific DNA binding; DNA-binding transcription factor activity, RNA polymerase II-specific; protein dimerization activity. The record is from RefSeq and is a predicted model, not a curated record. Lineage: Eukaryota; Viridiplantae; Streptophyta; Magnoliopsida; Cucurbitales; Cucurbitaceae. Gene Ontology annotation, biological process: regulation of transcription by RNA polymerase II.